Molecule: messenger RNA, 3028 nt
Organism: Egretta garzetta (little egret)
Lineage: Eukaryota; Metazoa; Chordata; Aves; Pelecaniformes; Ardeidae
Gene: NOAZFP
Product: zinc finger protein 330
Exons: 10
Coding region: 1429-2394 (321 amino acids)
Cellular component (GO): nucleus
Molecular function (GO): zinc ion binding
Source: RefSeq, a predicted model, not a curated record
CGCAUUUCCAGGGGAGGGACCGGGGCCGAGAGGUGCCGCCAGCCGCCUUGCUGCUAAAAGGCGGAGUAAGUCACUGAAAGGGCAGUGCCUGGAGAAGGGUUGUGCUCGCAAAGGGGUAAAACAGAUUCUGUUGAGUUCUGAAUGGAAUCGGACGCGACCCAGCGAAUUUACCGCGAUUCCUCUUUUGAUGGUCAAGCACGAGAAGUCUUGAAACGUGUAAGGCCUCUUUUUUGGGUGUUAGGAUUUGCGUGGCGUGACGAGAGUGACCCGACCAUUCCCCAGCCCCCCAGGUGAAUAGCUUGUUACAGCUGUUCGUUAUAUUUGUGACAGCAGGGUGGUUGGUGUAUCACAUAAGGCAAGAUAAUAUGACGCAAGGGAAUGUCGGGCUCAGCACUGAAGAUCCAGAAAUCUGCUGGUGCAAUCUGCUUUCCUGUCUGCUGCAAACUUGGCCUGUGUCUUUGGGACCUCACCAAGGACAAUCUUCAAGAGGGGAAGAAAAAACGGCGGAGGCACGCUAUGACCUCAACAGAAUUUAGAUGCUAGACAUUGUGUAUGUAUUUUACAUAGCACAACCAGCAGGUAAAAUACAGAAGCAGCCUUGGGAGCUGUGGUGGGAGCUCUGCUGUCCUUGCCUGUGGUUGCCUUAGCAAAUAACACAGCAGGUGAGGGACAGGAGGUGAAACUUACAGAACAAAACACGCAGUGCUGGGGACCCUGCACGCACACAACACAUUUUGGGACUUUCCCUUUGAACUACUGCUCACCUCACCUCAUACACAGCCUCCCAAUUUCUGAACUCUGUGCUUUCCGUGCUACAGCAUCAGCCAUUAAGUUGGAGAGUCAUGCUCGCUCCUGCUGCUGCUCUGACCCAGUCAUUCUGGAGCAUUUUGCUCCUGAAUAGAAAAUUUCAAAUGGAGAAAAACCCCUCGUGCAGAACCGCUCCCAGUUUGGGAGCUCGCGUGCUCUGUAGGGCUGAGGAGGGCACCAAGCAUGGACCUACUGUGUCCUGGACAAUUUCUCUUACAGCAGCAUCAGAGAUGAAAAGGAGGGUGCUAGCAUGGCUUUCAGCAAGAUGGCUCUGUUUAAGCAAAAGGUUCACAUGAUCUCUCCAGUAGCUCUUAAGCGAGCAGCUCACUGUAGGCGUUUCCUUGAUGAUUGGACCUGUCCUUUUAGGUCCCCCAGAGGCAUUUUUCUCUUCCAUGCACAGGAGCUGGACUGCAGACAGAUUCCACUGGGACUUUCCUGUCUGAGCAUUUGGUAACAGUGUUGUGGUGCCUAAAUAUGUUUUUUGGGUCAUCCAUCAGCCUCAGAUUACAGAAGCGUUGCCAAAAGUGGAGGUAAAACCUGCUGCAGAGGCAUUUCAAAUACUGAUGAGUGCUUUUGAAAGGUGUGAUACCCUGAUUGGAAAGGAACUGUAGAUAGUGAAAAAUGCCUAAAAAGAAGACUGGUGCUCGUAAGAAAGCUGAGAACCGCCGUGAACGUGAAAAGCAGAUAAGGGCUUCAAGAGCCAACAUAGAUUUAGCCAAACAUCCUUGUAAUGCUUCAAUGGAAUGCGAUAAGUGCCAAAGACGACAGAAGAAUAGAGCUUUUUGCUACUUCUGUAACUCUGUUCAAAAAUUACCCAUUUGUGCACAAUGUGGAAAAACCAAAUGCAUGAUGAAGUCUUCAGACUGUGUUAUAAAACAUGCUGGUGUGUACAGUACUGGACUAGCAAUGGUGGGUGCAAUCUGUGAUUUCUGUGAAGCUUGGGUGUGUCACGGGAGGAAGUGUCUCAGCACACAUGCCUGUAUCUGCCCUCUCGCAGAUGCAGAAUGUAUCGAGUGCGAAAGAAGUGUCUGGGACCACGGAGGCAGGAUAUUCGCCUGCUCUUUUUGCCACAAUUUCCUCUGUGAAGAUGAUCAGUUUGAACAUCAAGCCAGCUGCCAAGUUCUGGAAGCAGAGACAUUUAAAUGUGUUUCCUGUAACAGGCUUGGGCAGCAUUCAUGCCUGCGUUGUAAGGCUUGUUUUUGUGACGAUCAUGUGCGAAGUAAGGUUUUCAAGCAGGAAAAAGGAAAAGAGCCUCCCUGCCCUAAAUGUGGCCAUGAAACUCAGCAGACAAAGGAUCUGAGCAUGUCAACACGCUCUUUGAAGUUUGGCCGACAAACUGGAGGUGAAGAUGCAGAUGGAGCUUCUGGUUAUGACACCUACUGGAAGAGCCUCUCCUCCAGCAAGGCUGGAGAUGCAGGUGACCGGGAGGAUGAAUAUGAUGAAUAUGAAGCAGAAGAUGAUGAUGAAGAUGACAAUGAUGAGGGAGGGAAGGAUUCUGAUACUGAGACCACAGAUGUAUUCAGCAAUUUGAAUUUAGGAAGGACCUAUGCUAGCGGGUAUGCACAUUAUGAGGAACCAGAAGAUUAAGCUUAGUAUGCUGGCAAGCUAAAAACACUUGGAAGGAGCCAAGCAGUGCUUCACUUGAAUUGUGCACGUGCCAGUAGGAUAGCUCUAUCAGGUACUUACAUAUCAAAGUUAGACAGUAAAGAGUGCGGGGCUUCUGCAGUAACUCCCAAGUGAGAUUUUGGGGGCGGGGCGGGGGAAUAAACAGAUACUGAGUUUGGGACUGGGGGAGAAGACAGGAAUAUUUUUAUUCUCCUAAGCAAGGGAAGUGGUUUUGUCCUUGAGUUACUGAGUAUAAUGGUUCAAUGUCAUUUUCUCCCAUCGAUACAGGAAUGUGGGAGAGCUGUACAACUUGUUUCCAUUUGCUCAUCAGAAAUCAAGUUAUUUUUUACAGUAAUUUUGUUAACUGAUUUCAUAAAAUUAAUGUAGUGGUGGGUUGGUGAUUGCAUUUUUUUUUGGUCUGCACAAUAAAGUCAACUGCAUUCUCUAAUGAAUUGUCAUAAAUAUUGAUCUCCCUUGAGUAGUUGGAAAGCAGGUUGUAUACAAAGUGUAAAUUGACACUAAUAUAGCUUCCUUGUUUAUGUAGGUAGGGCAGAUCAAUGUAGUCCUCCAGGUACUUGAACAUCACCUUUUCAGCAUUUUUAGCAUUAGAUAUUAA